AUGAAAGCAAUCAUUGUCGAUAAGUGGCUGAAGGGCCCCGAGGAACUUGUUGUCAAGAACGUUGAUCUCCCACCUGAGCCUAAAAAGGGUGAAUUACAAAUUCAAGUCAAAGCAACAGGUUUAAACUUUUUCGAUAUUUUAAUGGUUCAAGGCAAAUAUCAGAUUAAGCCACCUUUUCCUUUUGUUCCUGGUGGUGAAUUUGCUGGUAUUGUCUUAAAAUCAACAGUUCCUCAAUUCAAGGCUGGCGAUCGUGUAUUUGGCUCAGGUAACUCUUUUGCUGAGGUUGUCAAUGUUUCUGCAAGCAAUGUCCUCCCUAUGCCCAAGAAUUUCAGCUUUGAAGAAGCUGCUGGCUUGUACAUUACCUACCCCACAAGUUACUCUGCUCUUGUUUUACGCGCCAACUUGAAGGCUGGCGAAUACUGUCUUGUUCAUGCAGCAGCUGGUGGUGUAGGUAUCGCCGCUGUGCAAAUUGCCAAGGCGCUGGGUGCCAAGGUCAUUGCAACAGCUGGUACAUCUGAAAAAUUGGAAAUUGCAAAGAAAUUCGGCGCUGACUAUGCUAUCAACUACCGUGACAAAGACUGGCCCGAGCAAGUCAAAAAAAUUACAAAUGGACAUGGUGCCGAUGUCGUUUAUGAUCCAGUCGGCUUAGUAGAAACUAGCACAAAAUGUACUGCAUGGAAUGGCCGCAUCCUUAUUAUUGGUUUUGCACAAGGCACAAUUGAAAAAAUUCCUACAAACCGUCUGCUAUUAAAGAAUAUUUCUGCUGUUGGUUUACACUGGGGAGCAUAUACCAAAAACGAGCCUGAACGUAUUCCUGAAGUUUGGAGAGCAUUGUUUGAACUAUUCGAAUCUGGUAAAUUGAAGCCCGCUCUUUACAAAACGGUCUACAAUCUCGAGACAAUUUCUCAAGGUUUAAAAGCAAUUGGUGAUCGUUCAUCUUAUGCAAAAGUUGUUGCAAAGAUUGGUAAUGAAGAAAGUAAGCUUUAA
Molecule: messenger RNA, 987 nt
Organism: Rhizopus microsporus ATCC 52813
Lineage: Eukaryota; Fungi; Mucoromycota; Mucoromycetes; Mucorales; Rhizopodaceae
Product: NAD(P)-binding protein
Exons: 4
Coding region: 1-987 (328 amino acids)
Cellular component (GO): mitochondrion
Molecular function (GO): zinc ion binding; oxidoreductase activity
Source: RefSeq, a predicted model, not a curated record